Messenger RNA from Phyllostomus discolor (pale spear-nosed bat), 2294 nucleotides. It is a transcript of the gene GJA5, whose product is annotated as gap junction protein alpha 5. Lineage: Eukaryota; Metazoa; Chordata; Mammalia; Chiroptera; Phyllostomidae. The transcript has 2 exons. The record is from RefSeq and is a predicted model, not a curated record. Bases 168 to 1256 code for a protein of 362 amino acids. Gene Ontology annotation, cellular component: connexin complex. Gene Ontology annotation, biological process: cell communication.
CAGAUAUGGAUUAAAAAGAGGGUGGAAGAGGAACAACUAACGGGCUCAAGAACAAGAAACAGUGAGCAGUCAGAGGAGAGGUGGCCAGAGGACUAAGAAGCCAACAGAAGUUCCAGAGAGGAGGAAAAGAAGAAGGAGUCCUGGUGCCUGACUUCUGCCGAGCCAAGAUGGGGGACUGGAGUUUCCUGGGAGAGUUCCUGGAAGAAGUACACAAGCACUCCACAGUGAUCGGCAAAGUCUGGCUCUCCGUACUCUUCAUCUUCCGCAUGCUGGUGCUGGGUGCGGCUGCAGAGUCUUCCUGGGGGGAUGAGCAGGCUGACUUCCAGUGUGACACGAUUCAGCCUGGUUGUGAGAAUGUCUGCUAUGACCAAGCCUUCCCCAUAUCCCACAUUCGCUAUUGGGUGCUGCAGAUCAUCUUCGUCUCCACACCGUCGCUGGUGUACAUGGGCCAUGCCGCGCACCAUGUGCGGAUGGAGGAGAAGCGGAGGUUACAGGAGGCUAAGGGGGCUAAAGAGGUACAGAGCCCUGGCUCUUAUGGGUACCCAGUGGUGGAGAAGACAGAGUUGUCCUGCUGGGAGGAAGUGAAUGGCAAGAUUAUCCUCCAGGGCACUCUGCUCAACACAUAUGUUUGCAGCAUCCUGAUCCGUACCACAAUGGAGGUGGCCUUCAUCGUGGGCCAGUACCUCCUAUACGGGAUCUUCCUGGACACCCUGCACGUCUGCCGCAGGAGUCCAUGCCCCCACCCUGUCAACUGUUAUGUAUCCCGGCCCACAGAGAAGAAUGUCUUCAUUGUCUUUAUGCUGGCUGUAGCCGUACUGUCCCUCUUCCUCAGUCUGGCUGAACUCUACCACCUGGGCUGGAAGAAGAUCAGACCGCAAUUUUCCAAGUCACGGCAGGGCACUGCUGAAUGUCAGCUUCCUGGUCCUUCUACUGGCAUAGUCCAGAGCUGUACACCUCCCCCUGACUUCAGUCAAUGCCUAGAGAAUGGUCCUGGGGAGAAAUUCUUCAAUCCUUUCAAUAACAAGAUGGCCUCCCAGCAAAACACAGACAACCUGGCCACUGAGCAGGUACGACGCCAGGAUCAGAUUCCUGGGGAAGGUUUCAUUCACAUCCAGUAUGCCCAGAAGCCUGAGGUACCCAAUGGAAUCUCCCCAGGUCACCACCUCCCCAAAGGCUACCAGAGAGACAAGCGUCGACUCAGCAAGGCCAGCAGCAAGACCAGCAGCAAGGCCAGGUCAGACGACCUAUCAGUGUGACCCUCCAAUGUGAGGGAACCAGGACCAGUUGGGAAUGAAGACAGCUCAGAAAGGGAAGCUGUGUCCCUUCUGACCCCACCUCUCUCAUUCUCAUCACUGUUCUGCUCCUUUUGGCAUUGCUCAUUUAUUACACAAGGUAUAAGCAGGGCUCUGUGAGUCAGAGACUUGUCUACCCACCAAGGCUGCUGUCUCUUCUCCAUCCUCUACCCAGUAUACUUAGUGAAGACUUUCAGAUUACUCAUUGAGCAGGGUGGAGUAAAAGAUGGGAACCAUGGAAAUAUCUGGCCUGGGAAGGAUAGGAUAAUUCUCUAUAUACCACAUACCAUAUGGAUUCUCUGAGUCCCUAUGACUUUCUUGACCUGAUUACCCUUCUUCCUGCAAGGAAGACCCCAAGCUUCCUAGUCAGUAAAGAGUAUGAAUCAAGGAACUUGCAUGAGAUGUGCUCUUGAAUCUGUUGUCUCCAUGGGCCAAACCUUGAAAAGGUGGUGAGAUUGACUUGGGCUCCCCUUGGCUGCCUCUCCUUCUACCCAGUCUUACUUAAAAACAUGUCCUUGGUACUUGACCGGCAGCCUUAACUUUACAAGUGCCUUGGUAUGUACGUCUGGGAAAUGUUCCACCUUGGUGACGCUGCAACAUAUCCUUCUGCCCUGGUAUACAAACCAGUCUAGGGAGGUACAAGCUCCCCUAGGGAGCCAUUGUACACAGACUCCACUGAAAUUCCUGCCAUGACCUGUCAACCUGUAGCUUUUUAUAGUUCAACCUGGAGAUAGAAACCAUUCCUUCCCUUCCUACCUUUACCCAGUACUCCGCCAAAGGGGGACUAUUUACCCAGUACUCCCCCAAAGACCUUAUUGACCAGGAUACCCAAGAAGCUGUUGUCUUCUCUCAGAUCUGGACCAGAUCGCCAGCCAGAGAGGCCAGUGGAAUUUCCUCAGGCCUUAUUAAAACAAAAAGGACAUUGUGUUUCUCAGAAGCCCCUUGGGAAAAAAUAAUUGUGCUGUGAAGAUGAAAAUUAAAGGGAGGUAAAAUACUGGAAAA